Molecule: messenger RNA, 351 nt
Organism: Arachis stenosperma
Lineage: Eukaryota; Viridiplantae; Streptophyta; Magnoliopsida; Fabales; Fabaceae
Product: probable calcium-binding protein CML27
Exons: 2
Coding region: 1-351 (116 amino acids)
Molecular function (GO): calcium ion binding
Source: RefSeq, a predicted model, not a curated record
AUGAUUGUCGGUAUAGACAAUGGCAGCAAAGAAUUGUCGGUGUUGACAAUGGAAGCUGAAGAUGUGUGUUUUCUCAAGGGGGAAUGGUGUAUUAUUCCCAACAAGGAGUUUGCCGAUUUUUCCUGCACCGGCACUGUGGCUGACAUGUCCAAGGAGCUUAGGGACGUCUUUGACCUCUACGAUCUUGACAAGAAUGGUCUCAUAUCUGUCAUGGAGCUUCAUACCGUACUCAAGCACCUCGGCAAGAAGUGCUCCCUUUCUGACCGCCGCUGCAUGAUCAAGAAUGUUGAUUCUGAUGGCGACGGCAACAUCAACUUCGAGGAGUUCAAGAAGAUGAUGGCUCGCUCCUGA